UGUCCGGUCGGGUGUACUGAAAGUCAUGGCAGGUCCUGAUCUGAUAAAAACUCUCCUGUAUACCGUCAAUAAUCUGCUGCAGCAAGAGAAGUACAAAGCGGCGUUAGCUGUUUUGAAAGGAUUCAGAAACGGCGCCGUAUACGGGGCCAAAAUCAGAGCACCACAUGCUCUGGUGAUGACAUUUCUAUUCAGAAGUGGCAGUUUGAAGGACAAGCUCAAAGCCAUUUUGAAGGCCACGUACACCCACUCUCGCAACCUGGCAUACUUUGUGUUCACCUAUAAAGGACUGCAAGCCUUACAGGAGAAGUGCCAGGGAAAGAGUUUGCAGUCUCACUCCUUUCUGGCUGCCUGUGUUGGAGGCUGGUUAGUGUUCGGGGAUAACAACAACAUCAAUAGCCAGAUCAACAUGUACCUGCUGUCCAGGAUCCUGUUUGCGCUCUCACGGCUGGCUGUGGAGAAAGGAUUUAUCCCGCAGCCGAAACACGACCCUUUCCCUCUCUUUGCCACGCUGGUGUGGGGCAUUGUCUUGUGGCUUUUUGAAUAUUACCCUCACACCCUCCAGCCCUCACUGCAGUCAUCGAUGAACUACCUCUACCAUGACAGCAAUGUGUGGCACGACAUAACGGACUUCCUUGUUUAUAAUAAGCCAAGGACUGCUGCUUAGAAAUGAGCAAUAGUUUUUUUUUUCACCUCGGACCAGCUCACCACAAUACAUGAAUUGCAUUCUUAUUUUUAUAAUUAUUAAUAUUGCAAAUAUUAUCAAAUGUUGCCUUUUAAAAUUGUUUCCUGAUUUUAGUUUGUAUUGUAUGAUUUUUCGGUUAGUGUUUGAUCCAUUGACGUGUUUGCCUUGUGUGUCAACUCACACCAAAUCUGCAUACACCAGCGGAUUUACCUACCGUUAUUAUUCGAUAAAAUCUGCUUUAAAUAGCUAAAUCUGUAUCUACUUAGUAUGAUUGUUUUUCUACUGAUAUUUCGGGUGAUUGUACGAUUUGUCUGAUUUUAAUAUCCAGCACUAUGUCAGUCAAUACAGCUGCCAGAGAAUAAAAGACAAAAGAUGUUUAAUGCGAAA
Molecule: messenger RNA, 1069 nt
Organism: Plectropomus leopardus (leopard coralgrouper)
Lineage: Eukaryota; Metazoa; Chordata; Actinopteri; Perciformes; Serranidae
Gene: pxmp4
Product: peroxisomal membrane protein 4
Cellular component (GO): peroxisomal membrane
Source: RefSeq, a predicted model, not a curated record